Messenger RNA from Penicillium lagena, 933 nucleotides. Its product is annotated as putative mitochondrial oxaloacetate transporter (Oac). The coding region runs from base 1 to 933 and encodes 310 amino acids. The record is from RefSeq and is a predicted model, not a curated record. The transcript is spliced from 4 exons. NCBI's taxonomy places the organism in Eukaryota, Fungi, Ascomycota, Eurotiomycetes, Eurotiales, Aspergillaceae.
AUGGCGACCACGUUAGGUGCAUUCCUUGCUGGAGGCAUCGCAGCUUGCGGUGCAGUCACCGUCACCCACAGUUUCGAGACCGUCAAGAUUCGGCUACAAUUGCAGGGUGAAUUACAAGCCAAGAAGGAUGCGCCAAAGCAGUACCGGGGCGUCUUGCACGGCGUCAAGGUGAUUUUGCAGAAUGAGGGACCGCGCGGCCUCUUCCGGGGAAUUGGAUCGGCCUAUGUCUACCAGGUCCUACUCAACGGCUGCCGGCUCGGAUUCUACGAGCCCAUUCGCGCGAACCUCACAAACGCCAUCUAUAAUGACCCCAAGGUGCAAUCCCUCGGUGCCAAUGUCUUUGCCGGAGCUGCGUCGGGCGUCAUCGGUGCGGCUGCCGGAUCGCCGUUUUUCCUGGUAAAGACCCGCCUCCAAUCCUACUCCCCUUUCCUGCCGGUGGGCACCCAGCACAAGUACAAGAACUCGUACGAUGGACUCAGCAAGAUUUACCGGUCCGAAGGCGUCAAGGGUGUGUACCGUGGCGUGGGCGCUGCCAUGAUCCGCACGAGUUUCGGCAGUGCCGUCCAGCUUCCCACAUACUUCUUCGCUAAGCGUCGUUUGACGCGGCACCUGGGCAUGGAAGAGGGUCCCGCGCUGCAUCUGGCCAGUAGCACGGCAUCGGGCUUUGUCGUAUGCUGCUUCAUGCAUCCUCCAGACACCAUCAUGGCGCGCAUGUAUAACCAAACCGGAAACCUGUACCAGGGCGUCUUCGACUGCCUGUUCAAGACCAUCCGAACCGAGGGGGUGCUGGCCAUCUACAAGGGCUUCUUCGCCCAUUUGGCGCGCAUCCUGCCCCACACGAUCUUGACCCUCAGCUUGGCGGAGCAAACGAACAAGCUGAUGCGUCGCGUGGAGGAUCGCGUGCUGCCGGACUCCUUCCGCGAGAAGAUUUGA